AUGAAACUGCUCGCAGGAGAUAAAGUUGGAUCCGAACUAUUACAAUCGAUAUGGAUGCAACGGCUUCCCGAACAUAUCCGCGCUAUUCUUGCCUCGAUGGACAGCACCGAUAACGACAAACUCGCUGAGAUCGCUGACAAGAUUUUAGAUGCUCGUGAACCCCAAAUCGAAUCUGUUCAGCAGCUUUCCACGAAUACUUUUAAUGAUCUAAACUCAUUGAAAAAGGAAAUCCGAUCGCUGCGUGCAGAAAUACAAAACCUCAAACGUGAUCGAAGCUCUCAAUUUCACGAAUCUCGAAAUCGUAAUCGCAGUUCGUCGCAAAGCAGACAAAAAUCGAGGUCAGCAACACGCAAUUUUCCACAAAUAUGUCGCUAUCAUCGAAAGUUCGGCGCAGCAGCGAUAAAGUGCAUCAAGCCAUGCACAUAUACAAACAAGGAAAACUAG
Hermetia illucens (black soldier fly) is the source of this 444-nucleotide messenger RNA. RefSeq lists its product as uncharacterized. Lineage: Eukaryota; Metazoa; Arthropoda; Insecta; Diptera; Stratiomyidae. The record is from RefSeq and is a predicted model, not a curated record. The transcript has a single exon. The coding region runs from base 1 to 444 and encodes 147 amino acids.